Molecule: messenger RNA, 1257 nt
Organism: Arachis stenosperma
Lineage: Eukaryota; Viridiplantae; Streptophyta; Magnoliopsida; Fabales; Fabaceae
Exons: 1
Coding region: 1-1257 (418 amino acids)
Source: RefSeq, a predicted model, not a curated record
AUGACUAGAUUCACAGAUGCCACCAUGGAAAUACCUUAUCUCAACCCUGCCGUCCACCUACAUGCCCUCAAAGCUGGUCUCCGACCCAGAAAGUUCAGAGAAAUAAUCGCGGUUACAAAACCAAAGACACUAGAAGAAUUUCGGGAAAGAGCAGCAGAACAAAUGGAGAUUGAAGAACUCCGUGAGGCCGAAAAAACCGAAAGAAGACUGAGAAGGGAAGAUGACAGAACACCCAGAUCGGAGAGCACUAAAGACCUCAGCAAACCAUUCAAGCUCACCCCAAAAUUUGACAACUGCACCAGAUUCAAUACGAAGAGGGAAAAGAUAAUCAAAGAGAUACUCAACGCCAAGAUUAUAAAACCACCAGCAAGAGCUGGGAGCUACCAAGAUCAGCAAUUCGUCGACAAAAGCAAACACUGUGCCUUCCACCAAAAAUAUGGUCACACAACCGACGAGUGCAUGAUAGCCAAAGAUCUCCUAGAAAGAUUAGCUCGGCAGGGCCUCCUAGAUAAGUACAUCGAAGGACGGAAGUACAAAGAGAGUGACAUGAACAAAGAGGAAUGCCAGAAAACCUCGGCAAGCAAAGAUACCAACAAAUGGUCAAACAACAACCCACCUAAAGGGGUUAUAAACUGCAUAUCCGGGGGAUUCGCGGGAGGAGGCGAAACAACCUCGGCACUGAAGCGAAGCUACCACGCAAUGCUAGCAAUCGAAGGAACAACGCCACCAAACAACAAAGAUACGCAUGACCUAGAAAUCACUUUCAACCAAACUGACAUAUGCUCGGCCGCCCCUCACUCAGACAAUCCGGUGGUAAUCUCUAUCCAAACAGGCAACCUUUUGGUAAGAAAAGUCCUUUUGGACCCAGGUAGUAGUGCAGAUGUCCUCUUUUACUCUACUUUUUCAAAAAUGAAUCUAUCUGAGAAACUAAUGCAACCCUCGUCCGGAGAAUUAGUAGGAUUCUCUGGAGAAAGAGUGCCGAUUAAGGGUUAUAUAUGGCUAAGGACCACGAUGGGAGAUGACCCGUUAUCAAGAACCUUAGACAUACAAUACCUAAUAGUUGACUGCCCUAGUCCUUACAAUAUUAUUCUCGGAAGACCUGCUCUAAACAUGUUCAGAGCAGUCAUAUCUACUUAUCAUCUAUGUGUUAAAUUUCAGGCACAAGGUGGCAAGAUAGCGACAAUACAUUCUGACCGCCAACAAGCUCGGCAAUGCUAUAAUGCAAGCCUAAAAAGAUCGGACACAAGCCAGAAAUAA